Fusarium poae is the source of this 408-nucleotide messenger RNA. RefSeq lists its product as uncharacterized. Gene Ontology annotation, cellular component: ribosome; cytosolic large ribosomal subunit. NCBI's taxonomy places the organism in Eukaryota, Fungi, Ascomycota, Sordariomycetes, Hypocreales, Nectriaceae. The record is from RefSeq and is a predicted model, not a curated record. Bases 1 to 408 code for a protein of 135 amino acids. The transcript is spliced from 3 exons. Gene Ontology annotation, biological process: translation. Gene Ontology annotation, molecular function: structural constituent of ribosome.
AUGAAGUUCCUCAAGGUCGGCCGAGUCGCCAUCAUCACCCGCGGCAGAUACGCCGGAAAGAAGGUUGUCAUCAUCCAGCCCGUUGACAACGGCAACAAGCCUCACCCUUUCGGCCACGCCCUGGUUGCCGGCAUUGAGCGAUACCCCUCCAAGAUCACCCGCCGCAUGUCCAAGACCCGCCAGGAGAAGCGAAACAAGAUCAAGCCCUUCAUCAAGGUCAUCAACUACAACCACUUGAUGCCCACUCGCUACACUCUCGAGCUCGAGGGUCUCAAGGGUGCCGUCUCCAACGAUACCUUCAAGGAGGUUUCUCAGCGCGAGGACGCCAAGAAGACUGUCAAGAAGGUUCUCGAGGAGCGAUACACCAGCGGCAAGAACCGAUGGUUCUUCACCCCUCUCAAGUUUUAA